AUAUAAUUUCACAAUUUUUAAUUAUUUUGGUAUACGCACAUUGGCUAAAUGUGUAGGAAAAACCGAACCAACAAGUGUAGGGAGAAUUAAAAAAAAAUGACAGAUGUCACUUUACACUUGUCAUUUGUCAGAAAUCGGAAUAAUUCGGUCAUGUAAAUUGUUUCAUUUAUUAUAAAUGUGUACAUGAAAUUAUGCAUAUUUUGUUAUAAAACAAGUUGCAUAUGAGUUAGUUUACUACAAUGGCUAAACGGAAGGCAGGGGUAAACGAUAUAAUUUAUGAAUUAGAUAAUGAGGACAUUGACUCUAGUAGUGAAGAUGAGGUUAAACAACCCAAAAUUGUUCGUUUAGAGGCAGAUACAACUCCAAAGUCUUCCCAGAGUGACGUGAUUAUUGAGGAAAGUUGUACUGAUGUUAUUAAUCUUAAUAGCUCCUUCAAGGAUGGGACACAAACACCGCCAAAUAACGACGUAAAUAUUGGAGGGAAAACUUCGGACAACUUAGAUGUUGUUGAUGCGAAACAGACUGAAUUAGAUGUUAAGAACGUAACUACCAAUAAGAAAAGUACAGUAUCUAAUGAAGAUAUAACAUUGGUGACGCCAUCUCUUACAUCUAGAGAGAGCGACGCGAAGAAACGCGGCAGACUUCCAUUAUUAACAGUUCAUUUUAGAGACAGCAAACUGGCUUGUUAUAAGAAAGAGAUAAAACAAUUCUUAUUGAAUUUAAUCAAACUUCAUGAUAGUGAUGCAUUGGAUGAAUUUGAUAAUGAUGCAGAUUUAGAGCUAGAUAUCUGGCCAGAAGACCUACAUGAUGCAUCACAAAAUAGUACAGAGGCCGCUGACAAUAAUUUCUUUUUUGUGGAUACAGAUCCUAGUUCUUCUAAGCUUGAUAGCGUACCCACAUAUAGACAGACCUCAAAAUUAAUGACAAAUGCACCUGUGAAGGAACCAACCCCUCCUCCGAUAGCACGGAGGCAUUUACUUUGCUUCAACUGUGAUGGUUGCCACAACUUGAGAGAUUGCGUCUUACCUAGAAAUAAUGCAAGAAUAGCUGAGAAAAGAAAGUUUAUGAUAAAACCUGGUCGAUACCAUGUUGAGGAUGAGCAGAGGUAUGGCCACCUGGUUCCCGGCAGGAUAUCCGGUGCGCUGCGACAUGCACUCGGGCUGAGUAGACACGAGCUACCCUUGCACAUCUAUCGCAUGAGAAUCCUGGGCUAUCCGCCUGGUUGGCUGGAAGAAGCCAGGAUAUCACACUCGGGGAUUUCAAUGUUUGAUUCUAAAGGAAAUGCAAUUUUAGAUCCAGAUGAGGAAGAGGGGGAGAUUUGCGAAACAGGUUCUAAAGACAAGUUUGAUAUAAAGAAGAUUCUAGAUUUUCCAGGAUUUAAUGUCCCUGCUAGUCCACAAUACAGAGAGGAAGCACAUUUAUAUGACUUACCACCCAUGUCGGAUCAAGACAGCAAGUUACUGAUGUUGCAAAUGCUGGCACCCAAUGCCAUGAAGGCAUACAAACGUAAGAAGCUUACAUUGUCCGCCACCGGCACCACCAGCCUGCCACUCGAGGGACAAGCAGAGAUGGACCUCGACAAUGAAGAUGAAAUGGCAGAAUUUCCUUCAGUCCCGCCGCUGCCCGACGAAGCUCCGCCUCCGCCGCCCCCGCUACCGCCAUCCUCCCCGCCUCCUCUACCGCCAUCCUCCCCGCCUCCGCUUCCCACCCCCUUGAAUAGUUCAUCCCCUCCCCCACCCGCGUCACCUCCGUCCCCCGCUAUAGUUCCGAAACUGACCGUACCCAAUACAGUAGCCCCAAAAACUGAUGCCAAGACUGAUUCAAUAGAUGAUGAUGUCGUAGUAUUAGGUGUUAUGCAAGUAAAAGAUAUACCACUGCCAGAAGCUGAUUUUCUUGUUAUUGAUGAGACUAACUCAUCAAAGUCAAACAGUGGCGGCGGCAGUCCAAGUCUUAACGACCUGGAAGCUAAGAAACGUUUGCUGUUAGACGCUUUAGGAGAAGACGAACCGGAAAACACUGCGUUCGUCAAUAAUAAUACGUCCGAAGGAAUUGAUCUUGAAAGUGAUUCAGAAAAAGAUAUCGCAAAUAAUAGCAGUGCAAAUAAAAUUGACAUGGAUGACAGUGACGUCCUUGAAAUAAAUGUAUCAAACAUAACUGAUAUCGAAAUUAGUAAUAGCGACAAUGCUAGUCCAAAUUCGACGCAGAUAAACGACGAAAAGAAUACCAGCACUUCGGGAAUAAACACAUCAUUGAAUAGAUCAACCGGCCACGUAAAAACUACACAAUAUGGCACUCCAGUAAUGAACAUAGCAUCUCCUUACGAGAAAUUACCGAGCGACGUUAAAUUUGCCAAGGAUAUCUGCGACGUAAUAAACUUUGAAAACUUACCUAAUUCUACAGGAAAUUACCAAAAAAUGUGUUCGUUAUUGAAGAAAGUUAAAAAUGAAGUGGACAGGAUCCAAGACUCUUGAUCUAGGCGUGCCUCUUUCAAGAGGUAAUCAUUGGCAUUUCUUUUUAAUAUAUUGCAAUUGGACAUUAAAAAAGUGACAUUAUAUUUUUAUACUGAUGAAAAAAGUGUACAUUUAAUUUUAUAAUUAUGUUGUAUGGUACUUGGUUGGUCUCUCGUGAAGUCUAUUAGACUCCAUGGUUUCGUCUCUUGCUGGCAUCCAGCUGUAAUGUGUACUGUUGUAUUUUAGUUGUAGAUAUUUCACCAAAGUAGUGAAGACCACUUUUUUUUUUCUAAACGGUGCAAUGAUGAGGCAGUUUAAUACUACAUACACUUUUUAGUUUGAUGCCGCCUUAUUUUGGAUAGUAACACCAAUACGAAUUAAAUCCCUGAUAAGUCUAUGGACCACCUACUUUACUCAAUGCGACUUGUGGAGAGCAUACAAUGAUUUGCCCUCAUUACUUGAUUUGAGACUUACCAAUUACCCUCUUACCAAUAAACCUUGAAUGUCAAUAAAACUAUUAAAAAUAUUAAGUGAUGAUGAAUGUUCACUGCGGUCUACGCACUUGUAUUUUACACCACACACCAAAAGAAACCGACAUGGGUGUUUGAGUACACACCUUAUAAAACAGAGCGCUACAGCUGUGCGGCAAAAUAAUAUACAUCCACUGUGUUUUAUAGUCGUUUUGGUACCAAAAUUUGGUUACUUAGAACAAUUUGUAGGACCAAAAAAUAGUGAUUAAUUGUACUGUUGAUAAUAAAAAAAAUAGUUUUUGAUAAUAUUUUUCAUAAAAAAUAUAAAUUCGGUAUUGUUUUUCAUUGGUUCGAGUUUGAUAAUGAUAGUAACGUCGCGACAAUUAAUUCAUGGUUAUGAAAGGCACCGAUCGUAGUGAUCGUAGUAGUACGUGAGAUUUAGUUGCAUCAUUAUGAGUUCUCAUUUAUUAUUCGUAAACAUAAAUGAAAUGUUUAUAAAAAAAAUAUUAUUUUAUUUAUUACAUUAAUAUUUUUUGACUCUAUUAUUGAUACAGAACUUAAAAUAAUCGGUUCUAAAACGAUUAUAAAAUCACGGUGUAUAUUACACAUAUAUUGUUUUGUGUAGUCGAUGCGAACAAGCUGCUGUACUAGCCGCACUUAGUGCUAAUUUUCACACACCGGGUGAAGUUGUACCAGUUGAUUAUUCACUUACCUUCGCAAUCUCAAAAUGAGUGUGCUACACUGCCCUGUAACUUAUGGUGGUGCGCAGUGGAGGUAUUGUUUACAACAAACAGGCAUUUUACCACCAGGCAAGCGGCUUGCUUGCCUUAGUUGUUUAGUUGUAUAAAAAAUAUCGAGACUAGUAUUUGUAAGUUUGUCGAUGUAUCAUAUUUGUAAUAAAAAUAAUUGACACUGA
Manduca sexta (tobacco hornworm) is the source of this 3836-nucleotide messenger RNA. Its product is annotated as zinc finger CCHC domain-containing protein 8 homolog. NCBI's taxonomy places the organism in Eukaryota, Metazoa, Arthropoda, Insecta, Lepidoptera, Sphingidae. The transcript has 7 exons. Gene Ontology annotation, cellular component: catalytic step 2 spliceosome. The record is from RefSeq and is a predicted model, not a curated record. The coding region runs from base 240 to 2471 and encodes 743 amino acids. Gene Ontology annotation, molecular function: RNA binding.